AUGAUCGAAGAAGUAGAGGCAGAGAACUUAGACGACGCACCAGAUGUUGACUUCCCCCAUCAAGAUGCAGCUCCAGGCCAUGUUCACCCGCGCCCAUCUCCAGAUACAGACAAUAACCCAGCGCUCAGCAAGACUCGUCGUGUUACAGUCGAGGAAGUCGAAGAUGAAGAUGGGAUGUCGUUCACCAAUAAUGGCCGAUAUUUCGAACCUCGGACAGAUGCUGGCUGGGCACUGCAUGAGGGGGAGACGAGUUUUGAAAAAUAUAGAACAUACCAAGAGGAAGAGGGUGAGGAUCCAUGGUCGCCUUUUGAGGACGAGGAAGAGUGGGAUCUGGCCCACUGGCUCGUCAAGAACCUUGGUCAGACGCGGACCGAAGAAUUCCUGAAACUGCCCAUAACACAAAACCGCAGCAAACUUUCAUUUCAUAACAACCGCUCAUUCUUGCAGCACGUGGAUAAACUUCCACGCGGGCCAGGAUGGAGUUGUAAGAAGGUGACUGUGCGUGGAAACUGCGAGGAUGAAAAAGGCGAAAUGUUGCAAGAAGAGGUUGAAUUGUGGAGCCGGGACCCUGUAGAAUGCGUGAAAGAGCUCAUUGGCAAUCCUGCCUUCAAAGAACAUAUGGCGUACUCACCUGCCAAAGCAUAUGCAGACCGUGCGGGGCAACAUAGAGUCAUCGACGAGAUGUGGACAGCAGACUGGUGGGGCGAGAAACAGAACACCUUGCCAGAGGGUGCAACGAUAGCACCAAUCAUUCUAUCUUCAGACAAAACGUCGUUGUCGCAGUUCCGAGGGGAUAAGUCGGCAUGGCCAGUGUACAUGUCCAUUGGAAACAUUGCUAAAGCAAAAAGGCGCCAAGCAUCAGCACGAGCAACCGUCCUCAUUGGUUACUUACCAGCUAGCAAACUUGACUGUUUCACCCCCGAUGCACGCUCCUUGGCUGGAUACCGCCUCUUCCACCAUUGCAUGGCUCUACUUCUCCAACCUCUCAUCGGUGCUGGAAACGACGGUGUCGAAAUGGUGUGUGCGGACUCGUGGGUUCGUCCGUAUUGUUUGGUCAGUUGUUGCAAAGAGAACCGAUGUCCGAAGUGCCUUGUAGCAGCAAAUGAGCGAGGGGAUGCACUCAACUCGGCAAUGCGUGAUCCAGAGUCAACAAAAGAAAUCUUGCACAAGCGCAAGAUUGGUCAGCAUCCUCCGGAAUUCGAGGCCAAUGGUCUACGCGCCGUUUACAAGCCUUUCUGGGCUGAUCUGCCUCACGCGGACAUUUUUCUAGCUUUCACACCCGACCUUCUGCAUCAACUUCACAAAGGUGUGUUCAAAGACCACCUUGUGAAGUGGUGCAUCAAUAUUAUUGGGGAGGACGAAAUGGACGCACGUUUCAAGGCAAUCCCAAAUUAUCCCGGCCUUCGACACUUCAAGAAAGGGAUAUCGAGUGUGAAGCAGUGGACAGGACGCGAACAUAAAGAGAUGCAGCGAGUAUUUGUUGGCUUAUUGAGCGGGGCAGUACCUAGUCGUGUUUUGGUGGUUGCACGAUCUAUUCUCGACUUCUCGUAUUAUGCCCAGCUGCACAUUCAGACGACUGAGUCCCUCGAAGCCCUACAAACUGCCCUGACUGUAUUUCACGCAAAUAAAGACAUCCUCAAGGAGCUCGCUGUUCGAGAGCAUUUCAACAUACCGAAAUUACACCAGCUCUCUCAUUAUGUGCAGUCCAUCACGUUGUUUGGCGCAGCUGACGGCUUUAACACAGAACUUCCCGAGCGCUUGCACAUUGAUUUCGCAAAGGAUUCAUACCGUGCUAGCAAUAAACGGGACUACGACGCAUACCUGGAUUGGUUGUCACAACAGCCUCACUCAAACCCACAUGACUUCGACGCAGAUUCAGACACGGACUCAGAGUCGGAAACACCAAAUCUUCCCGCCGCUGAACCACUUCAAGCAACCCAUGUCCUUGCAAAAGUCCCCGCACAUCCUCACCAAUCUGUUCAAACCAUCAUAACAGCACACGGUGCUACCGAGUUCCUCCUUGCUCUCCAAUUGUUCUUACUCAAGAAUCUCCCGCACAACACCAUAGUCCCUGGUCUUCAAGACCAAUUCGAUCUUUAUCGUCAAGUGGUGAUUGUGACGCCACCAGAUUUACGAGUUAGCGACUUGCCGUCAGGCCGGAAGCCUGGUACCCCAGCCCAGUUUGACAUGGCAUUGAUAGCAGACAGGCCUCGCUCUUCGCAUUUGCAUACUCUUGAGGGUGUACGAGUAGCCCAAGUUCGCGCUAUUUUCACCCUACCUCACCAGUUCGGCGCAUAUUCCAGAGCCCUCGCUUAUGUCGAGUGGUUCACACCUUUCAAACCACCCGACCCUUCCUCUCGAAUGCGACAGGUCUCGCGCUCAACCCGCCAACUUCGCCGCAACGCUGCUGUAAUCCACGUUGAUGAAAUUGUGCGGCCGUGCCAUUUAAUACCGAGGAUGGGACAAUCAGUAGAUCUGAGGUUGAGAAGCGGAAAUGCAUACGAGGUGGCGAACGAUUUUUAUUUCAACGAGUUCAUUGAUGGCGAAAUGUUUUGCGCAUGUGUUAUAAAGUAA
This is a messenger RNA of Suillus plorans, 2574 nucleotides long. RefSeq lists its product as uncharacterized. Lineage: Eukaryota; Fungi; Basidiomycota; Agaricomycetes; Boletales; Suillaceae. The transcript has 10 exons. Bases 1 to 2574 code for a protein of 857 amino acids. The record is from RefSeq and is a predicted model, not a curated record.